GGGACUAGGCCGCGGCGGCUCCGGCCCCGACCCGGCCGGGCGACGGGGCCGGACGGGAGGUGGCGACCGGCGGCAGCGAGCCCUGGCCUGGGGACAGCGCCGUGCCGUGCCCCCCCAGGCAGCUGACGCGGGCCGCCGGAGCCUCGGCGCCGCUUUCUAGGGCCAGAGUGGGUGGAAACCGGCCGAGCCCCCCCCUCCCCAUCCGCGGCCGGAUUGCAAAGCGGGGAGCGGGCUGCGCCACUGUCCUGCGGGAGGAGUGCUCUGUGCCCCCGGCCCAGCGGGUCAGGGCUGCGGCGCCAAGGAACCUCACGCUCCACUUUGCUCCGAGCUCGGAGGCAAGCGGGAUGCGCGGCCGCGGGGCUUCGCGGGAGGCGAGCGGGACUCCUCGCCCCGCAGCCCUGGAGGUGCGGGAGCCCCUGGGUGUGAGGUGGCUGUCCAAGACUCUCGACGUUUUUUCCUGGGGCUCUCGGUAGCCUCACUUUCUUCUGGCCUGGAGGAAGGAGGCAGGGCGAGCAAACCUGCCCUGGUCAUGUCCCCCGGGACUGGUGAGCUGGGGGGAGGGGGUAGCGCAGCAGGAGCCCCUUGGACUGGAGCUCGCUGGGGCGAGGGGCUCUAUGGAUGGCCUAAACACCCUGGAGGGAACUAGCAUCUCUGGGACUGAGGGGCCGCGUUUCCAGUUUUGGGAGAGAGAAUGGGGGGCUUGCGCUUUGGUUUGGGGGCGAGUGUCCUGUUUCGAGCUGGCCUACGCUCGGGUUAGAGGACAGCCUCAGAAUUGGGGCUCCCGGGCCCCAGGGGGUAGACUAGGUGCUCCGAGGGCGAUUCCCUUCCAGGAAACGGUGUUGCUUUGCGAGGUGGUGUUUGGUUCCGUGGGGAGCCAGGUGGGAUUUGGGAGACCCCGAGAUGUCGGAGACGGGACUGCGAGGCAACGGCUCUGGGUUUUGCUUCUUCGCUUUGUAACUUGCUGAGCUCCAAAGGACGGUUUGGGGGCUUGGAGUUGCCUGUUAGACUCUGGGCUUCGUCCCGGGUCUGCGAGUUUGCACACUGGGGACUCCGGGAGGAAGGCGAGGCAGCCAAGAGGGGCCCGAAAGGGGCUGGGAGCGAUUGGAGCGAAGCUACGUCUUGUACUUUUGGCAGCUGCGGAGGAGCGCUGGGCUCCGCCUCCUCUGCGCCCUGUUGCCGGCGCUGCCUCUUCCCCGGGCUGCGCGAUCUAACCUCACGUUUUCUUCUCUCUCCUAGGCUUCUUUUGGAAGUUCGAGCCCAGGUUUGUCCUAUUUUCUUACCUCUUCAGUGGCUCCCACAGGGUAAUGGGGGGCUCAGAGAUCUAUUGCUACAGGUUUUCCCACAAAAAUUUGUCCUGCGAGUUUUUCAUCACUUUGGUAAUUGAGUUGUUCGAGGAAGGAACUGUUACACUUCUCUUUUUUUUUUCUUGCAUGUUGAAAAAAUAACUUGUUACAAAGCUGCUAACUGACAGGUGUUCUUUUUAAGUACUAUGUCUUUAAUUUUCACAUGUCUUUUUUUGUCCAAGCCCAAAACAGUUAAUCCCAAAUCAACUUUCCACUACCUUUUGCAAUUUAGUGUAGAUAAUAAUUUUUUCCCCGAGAAACCGACUCUUUAAUUUGUCGAAACUUUGGGAUUACUUAUAUGGAUUAUUAACCAUGACUCCCUAUCUCUCCUUAUUUUCUCUUCUAAAUUUUUCAUAAUUGAGAAAUGUCUAUGGGCUCUAUUAAAAUUGGAAUAUGAGAGUUAGGUAAAGCUACCUUAAAAGAAACAUAGAAUUUCCAAGUUUGACACAGAAAAGUGCUAAUACAGAAUUUUUGAGGUCAGAGGACCCUAGAUCAUCUAGUACAGUGUUUAACCUUUUUGGAAUCAGAAACUUCUGUCAGGAUAUGAUGACAGCAAGAGAUGGUCUCCAGAAGUCUGCACAUAUGCAUAAUUGCAUACAUUUUGGGGCUUUUGGAGCCCCUGAAUCCCAUCAGGGAGAGGACAGCUUUGUUUAAUUUCUCACCCCCUUUCCAGCCCCAUUUUGGCUGCCUCUUUCUCCUCUAAGAGUCUCCAGGAAAAGUACCUCUGAACUACGCCAACUCUCUUAUUUUACACUUGAGAAGACUUUUAAAUAACUCCAUUGAGAGUCACCUAGUUAAUAGAGCCUGGAAAAGUUCAGAAAUCUUCCCUUACAACAUGUUGCCUUAGAGUGAAGAGCCCGUUUCCUUGUGUAUUAUUUUGUACAAUAUUUAGGUGUCUUUUAAGGUCUCACUUCAUUAUCAUUGAAAGUAUAAAACAAUUGGUCACCGAGUAGAAGAAAUUUGUGGUUGUUUUUAAAAUAGCUAUCUAUGUUUUUACGUUUAAAAAUUGUUUUAAAAAGUUUUUCUAAUUUUGAGACAAGCAUUUCUUUGUCAUAACUGAUUUCAGGAAGGAAUAUUUAUAUACAUGAUGCCAAACAUCUGGAUGAUAAUGGAAUUUUUCCAUUUUGCAUCACUGUCUGCCUUUAAGAAGUUGCAAUCUAAAUAGCAAGAAGAUUGUGUAGUUUUGGUGUUUAAACAAACUUUUAUAACCUGUUUUUAAUCAUUUACCCAAUUUUAAAGAUUUUAAAGCUUAGAAGAGACUCUUGAGGUCAUCUAAGCCAGCACUAUGCAUUUUACAAAUGAAAAACUGGACUCGGCCCAGAAAGUUGAAAUGACUUGCCUCAGGUCCUCAGCAAGCCAGGGACAAAGGCUAGAGUAGACCUCAGGCCAUUUGCUUUCUGGCCCUUAUUGAAUACCUUCUAGUUUAAGAAGGAAGAGUGCUGUGACAAGUGAUAUGGGGAUUACAAAAGAGGACAGAGCUGUGCCUGAAAGAGGUGGAAAAGUUACCAUCUAUUUCAUCCCUGACCUUAGUAAUAUUACAGAGGUUUCCAGGAAUUCCUCAAAAUAGAAAAUUCGUAAUGGUGGAUGUUCUGCUUUUGAGCUCUUUAAUAAAUAUUCAUCUUUCUGCUUAAAAUUAAGCUCUGUACUUAAAAUCUGUACUUUGACAGGUUUUAAAAUGCACAGAUAAUCUUUUAACAUUAAAAACAUAACAUCAUAUAAUGAAUGUAAGCUUCCUAAAGAAUUAAGUGCCAUAGAAAUUGUGUUAUUUUUAGAACUGAUGAUUACAGUUCUUCAAACUCAGAAUCAAAAUCACUGAAUUAUGUCUGUGGUUUUUUUUCAUAGUGAAAAAUCUUUGGUGUUGUUCAGAGUUUUGGUAAUGAUUUCACACUGUCCUUAAAUGUUUGAAAUUUAAAAUGUUAAAUAGCUUGACUAAAAACAGACCAAACUUUUUAUGUUGAAUCUGCUUCCUUCCACUUCUCUUUUCCUCUACCCAAAGAUUGUGGUACUUCUUUCCUUCUAUGCUCUGAGAGUCACUGGUCUGAUUGAAUUAGAUAUGAGAGUAAAAUGGAGAAAAUUCCAGUUUUCAUAAAUUUGGUUUCAUUUUCUUGGGAUUGCGGAUCUUAUUCAUUUCUCAACUUGGUUUUAAGAGUAUCCUGUUGACUUCAUAUUUGCUAUUAAAAAGCAUUACAAUUUUAUAAACAAAUAUGAAUUGGCCAAAACAGCUUGCAACUGGGUACAUCUCCCAGAAACUUUUAGAUGUGAUUUUCUGUUAUUUCCUUCACAUACCCUUAAAAACUAAUUAUUAGUAGUCCAAAGAAAAGUGUGUUCUUACAGUUCAAUGCCUGUCUGGUUAAUGCUGGGGAGCUUGAAAUACAGUGUGGACAUGAAAAGUGACAGUAGUUUUAGAGAUUGAUUUGCUGUAUAGCUGCUUCAAAAAAACUUUUAUUUGUUCUGGGAACCAGAUUUCUAUUGUUUCUAUUGUUUUGUAUCUUUGAGGGUUAUAAUUAGGCAGAAUUUAUAUUCUCUUUGCCUGAAGUGUUGAGCUUUAGUGUCUAAUAGAUUUCUUGUGAAAUCUUCCAUUCAUAGUCCUUGUAACAUUUUUCUUUUGCUUUUAGACAAAUGUAUUAAACUGAUAAACAGGUUCAACUUUUCUCUUAGAUCAUUUUUUAAGGACUGCUCCAUUUAAAUCACUUUGCUACUAUUAUAAGUUGUGUUCUCAUGGACUAGACUUCUUAUUAAAGUGUUGUUAAAUUACUCUGCCUUGUUCUUUUGCUGAUUUAGAUAUCUUUUCAGAACUGUAUGGUCUUUAUAACCUGUUGAGUGUAUAUAGUAAAUGCAUUUAAUAAACCUUACACAUAAACAUUAAAAGGGACUGGCAGAAGAACACAAAUUAUUUUCUUUUGUAAGUAGCAUUGUGAAUGUGUAAAGUGAUGUAGUUUGUUUCAUUCCAGUUGGGUCUUUGUCUUCUGAGGAUCAUGAUUUUGACCCCACUGCUGAGAUGUUGGUCCAUGACUAUGAUGAUGAAAGAACUCUUGAAGAAGAGGAAAUGAUGGAUGAGGGUAAAAACUUCAGUUCUGAAAUUGAAGACUUAGAAAAGGAAGGAAACAUGCCUCUAGAAGAUUUACUGGCAUUCUAUGGCUAUGAACCUACAAUUCCAGCAGUUGCAAAUUCCAGUGCAAAUAGCUCCCCAAGUGAACUUGCUGAUGAACUACCAGACAUGACACUAGACAAAGAGGAAAUUGCUAAAGACCUGCUGUCCGGUGAUGAUGAGGAAACUCAGUCUUCUGCAGAUGACCUGACACCAUCUGUGACGUCCCAUGAAACUUCCGAUUUCUUUCCUAGGCCUUUACGAUCAAAUACUACAUGUGACGGAGAUAAGGAAUCAGAAGCUGAAGAUGUUGAAACAGACAGUGGUAACUCACCUGAAGAUUUGAGGAAAGAAAUAAUGAUUGGUUUACAAUAUCAGGCAGAGAUUCCCCCGUACCUUGGAGAGUAUGAUGGUGAUGAGAAAGUGUAUGAAAAUGAAGACCAGCUACUUUGGCGUCCUGGUGUGGUUUUGGAGAGCAAAGUUAAGGAGUACCUUGUUGAGACCUCAUUAAGAACUGGAAAUGAAAAAAUAAUGGAUAGGAUAUCUGCAGGAACACACACAAGGGACAAUGAACAGGCAUUAUAUGAACUUCUCAAGUGUAAUCAUAAUAUAAAGGAAGCAAUUGAAAGGUACUGCUGCAAUGGAAAGGCAUCUCAAGAUGGAAUGACUGCAUGGACAGAAGAAGAAUGCCGGAGCUUUGAACAUGCACUCAUGCUUUUUGGAAAAGAUUUUCAUCUUAUACAGAAGAAUAAGGUGAGAACUAGAACAGUUGCUGAAUGUGUAGCAUUCUACUAUAUGUGGAAGAAAUCUGAACGUUAUGAUUACUUUGCUCAACAGACAAGAUUUGGAAAGAAACGAUAUAACCAUCACCCUGGAGUUACGGACUAUAUGGAUCGUUUGGUAGAUGAAACAGAAGCUCUGGGAGGGACAGUAAAUUCUUCAGCCUUAACUUCUAAUCGACCUGAGCCUCUUCCUGAUCAACAGCUGAACAUUCUCAACUCUUUCACUGCCAGUGACUUGACAGCUUUGACCAACAGCGUAGCAACCGUCUGCAACCCCACGGAUGUUAAUUGUUUGGAUGAUAGCUUUCCUCCAUUGGGCAACACACCCCGUGGACAAGUAAAUCAUGUGCCUGUCGUAACGGAAGAGUUACUCACCUUGCCUAGCAACGGGGAAAGUGAUUGUUUUAAUUUAUUUGAGACUGGAUUUUAUCACUCGGAGCUAAACCCCAUGAACAUGUGCAGUGAAGAGUCAGAAAGACCAGCAAAGAGAUUGAAAAUGGGCAUUGCUGUUCCUGAAUCCUUUAUGAAUGAGGUUUCUGUAAAUAAUUUGGGUGUGGACUUUGAAAAUCACACACAUCACAUCACCAGUGCCAAAAUGGCCGUCUCUGUGGCUGACUUUGGCAGUCUGUCUGCCAGUGAGACCAAUGGCUUCAUCAGUGCCCAUGCUCUACAUCAGCAUGCCGCCCUUCACUCUGAGUGACACGAGUGAGGAUCCCAGAAACAGUGGGUGUGCAGAACCAGUAAACUUGAGGAAAGGAUCAGGUUUGCUUAGUCUUUCACUGGAAGUUUGAACCUUUUUCACUAUGACAUCAGUGAUGUCAGUAUGUAUAGAACUAUAUCUUGAUUUAUCAAGAGUAUUUUCAUUUUUCAAUCCAUAAAUGUGGAAAUGAACUAUGAUCAGCAGAGUUGGGAACUAAGAUUGAACUCUGUGGUGCAGCUUUAAGCUCUGCUUAUCUCUUCCUCAUCCCCCAGUACCUCUUCUCCACUCCCUUUUUUUCUAUUCUUUUCUGUUCCCCACUGCCCUCACUCCCAAUUUUAAAACCUGUAGACAGAGGCCACCGGCUCAAAACCAGCACAGAUGUUCUGAACUGAAUGGAGUGGCUUCUUUUCGUGUAAAUUCCUUUUGCCGUAAUGGAUGCAGUGGAAUAACAAUGUUUACAGGUACCGAUCCCAAUCCCUGCUCAAUGUAGCAUUUUUUGGUUUUAUUUUCUUAAUUAAAUAAAAGCAGGGGUAGGUUUCUUUAAACUGCACAAACAUGCAAGGAUUUUUUAAAAAUGGAAACUUCUCUCAUGUUAUUCAACUAGAGCACUUCAGUUUACAAAACAGCAAGUCCAUCUUUAUGGAAGCCAGCACGAGGAACUGCGUGCAAAUUAUGAAGACACUUGCUUGGAUCCUGUUUCAAAAUUCUAGACCAGGGCUACCUUACACAGAAUCUGUCAUUUUACUGUGGGAAGAGUUCUGUGUACCUUCAUUGAUUGGCUAAAAAUUUGGCUUUUGAAGAUGUGGUAUUUAGAUGGGGUUUUGUCCACCAUUGUCAAGAUUAUAAUUCUAAAAAUCAUACUGGUAUUGAUAAUUUAGUUUAUCCUGAGGCAACUGACUUGCAGGACACAGUCUACAGAGCCUAGGAUGUUGCCACUCAAUGGUUUACAUUUGGGACACUUCUUAUGUUGUUUGUAGCACUGCAGUUCAAAGUGUUCAUAUUUUGGAGGGACUUCUAGAUUUUACACUUAAUGCAGUAGAACCUUGAAGUAUAUUUAAACUUUUUUUGUUUAGCUUGAACAGUUGGCAAGAAAAAUGUGAGUUUCUGUCUAUUGACAUAGAAUGGUACUUUACCACUUUAAGUUUUAAAAACUGAUAGACGUUCAGAUGCAUCUCACACUCAGUUUUAUUUCUAUUCCAGACAUUGUGAAUGAGAAGCCAUUGUCAUAAACUUUGGCCAUUUUUGCUCUAUAGAUAUGCAUCUUUAAGUUAAAAGGUGAAUUCACAUGAUACACAAUACAGUAUUAGGAUGUAAUAAGCUUUGCUUUUAUAGUUCAGUUACAAUGGAAUUUUGCUUUUUUUUUUUUGCACCAUCUUAGUUGAAAUUUUCAAUUUCUGCUAGUUGUUGUGCUUUGCAAAAAACUUAAAUGUUUGGCUGCAUUGCUGAUAUUUGUAAGUAUAAGUCGCUUCAAGGUUGUGCUGAUGAGUAGAUAGGUUGUAGUGACCUUAGUAGUGAUGGAAAGGGAGGGUAUUUAUUAUAAAAACUGUGAACUGCAAUGACAUCCUUAGUUUUGGAUGAUGUGUAUUCCUAUUUUUGUUUGCAGCAUUUUAAUGAAGAUUGCUUUGAAGUGUUUACGCAGUAGCAUAUUUACUAUAAAAUUUAGUUUAGCACAGUGGACAAAAGUAGUUAAAUUAAUAACUUAAAAUCAGUCUCUAAUUUAUACAUCUAAAGUCUAGCAUUCCUGUAUGCACACAGUAAAUAAUGGGUAGCCUGGGCUCUAUGUUGCUUUCAGAUAUUUUUAUCCAAGUUAUCAGCUUCUUAUUGCUGUGGUGUUGUGCUAAACUUUGAACCUUAUUUCUUUUGUUAAAAAUCAGUAUACCUUUUAUAAUUUAGUAAGAUACUGGCCAUAAUCUUCUAUUGUUAUAACUUUAAUUUUCACUCUGGGUUUACAGUGGCUGGUUUGUGUAAAAUAAUUUACACAAAGAUGACUGAAUGCUAAUACCAGUUGCACUUAAAUGAACAUGCCCAUUCUCAGUAGCUGAUGCAGUAACAUAGUCAGUUUAUCUAUGCAUUGCUGGGAUCUUGAUAUAAGAUGGAAACAGUGUUUCUUAUCUAAAGUUUUGAUUAUCAGCAAGUUGAAUGGACACUUUAGUUAUUUAAAUAAAGAUUUUUGACCAAAAUCCAGAAAAUGAUAUGAGAGAAAAAUAAAUUCCAGCUAGUUUAAUAGAUUUUUAAAUGUCAAUCUGAUUUUAGCCUCUUAGAGAGUGCUAACUAGCUGGUAACGUUUACUUUUAAUUCCUUGUUAAAAUGAGGCAAUAAUUUGCAAGAUUUUUGUAUAUAUAUGUAAAUUCUUCAUAUCUUUUUAGAUCUAAUUCAAUAUUUUCUGACUGCUUCCGCCAUGUAUAAAUACCAUUUUUGUGCAUGCUUGAUGUGACAUUCAUAAAUUGUACCACUAUGACUUUAUCCAUGUAAAAUAGCUAUUUAUUGAAUUUUCUUUUAAAAGCUGGAUUUACUGGGUUUUGUUUCCUCCAGUUAAGCAUCUUAACAGAGAAUUUGUUACUGUUUAUUAGAAGAAUUGCGUUUGAGAGCAUGAAAAUAACUGAUUUGCAAUUUUAUGAGGAAACAAUAAUGCCUUUAUUAUCAAGUGUGAAGCACAAUUCUUAUAACAAACUGUGAUAAAUUCUUUUGUUUUCUUUUGCCGCAUUAUUUUCUUAUGAACAAACCAAAAAUCCAUGGUGAGCAGUUGUAUUGUUGGCUGAUGUAUCUUUUAUGUACAGGGAAUUUGAAGAGGACAACGGAUCCAUUUAGGAGUGUAACUGGUGCUGUGAUUAUAGCAAUACUUUUGUUAGUCGUACGUCAUCUUUUCCAUGCUAGCAUUUUAAAUGUUUAGUUUUCCUCUUGUCACGGUCAACUGCUGAAAUUACUUGAAGGAUGUAGAAUACUGUUUAAACAAUACUAAAGUGUGUACAAUUAGGUCAAAGAAUUGUGCAAUUGUUUCCUUUUUAAUUUUUAAAAUUGAGGGUCAUAAAUAUUUGAGAACGUCAGAUUUAAUAGAGCAUAGUGAUACUAUUUAAUUUAACCAAAGUCUCUAGUGAAUAUUUCAACUUUGAAUGUAAACUAAUGAAUAAACCUGACCACCAAGGAGAUUGUUUGCCCAGAGUUUCAAAGCACAUUGUCUACAAAUGGAAAUUGAAAUAAUUUAUAAAAAUAUUGACAUUACUAUGUUUUUUAAAAAGUUCUUAAUUUUUUCACUAAAAGGAAACUAUUAGUUUUAUUGUUAAAUAUGGUAGAUAUUAAAAUUCCUCUUAGAUGACCAGUGAUUCCAAUUGUCCCAGUUUGAAAUAAGUAUCCUGUGAGUAUGAGAUUAAUUAGUGACAAUCACAACAAGUUUUAGUAUCAGAUGUUCAAGAGGAAGUUGCUAUUGUUGCAUUGAUUUUAAUAUUUGUACAUAAACACUGAUUUUUUUGAGCAUUAUUUUGUAUUUGUUGUACUUUAAUACCUGGUGUACAGUUCCAGAAAUAAACAUCUGGAAAUCUUU
Panthera uncia (snow leopard) is the source of this 9451-nucleotide messenger RNA. RefSeq names its product MIER family member 3 (gene MIER3). Gene Ontology annotation, cellular component: nucleoplasm. Gene Ontology annotation, biological process: negative regulation of transcription by RNA polymerase II. Bases 4342 to 5913 code for a protein of 523 amino acids. NCBI's taxonomy places the organism in Eukaryota, Metazoa, Chordata, Mammalia, Carnivora, Felidae. Gene Ontology annotation, molecular function: histone deacetylase binding; transcription corepressor activity. The record is from RefSeq and is a predicted model, not a curated record. The transcript has 11 exons.